AACAUGACUGAUCAGCGGGGGACUAGAGUUUAUGUCGGUAAUUUAACUGAUAAGGUAAAGAAGGAUGAUUUGGAAGGCGAAUUUACAAAGUAUGGAAAGUUGAAUUCAGUGUGGAUUGCAUUUAAUCCGCCCGGGUUUGCAUUUGUUGAAUUUGAGCAUCGUGACGAUGCUGAAAAAGCAUGUGACAUUUUAAAUGGUUCGGAACUUUUGGGAUCGCAAUUACGAGUGGAAAUUUCCAAGGGUCGUCCACGGCAAGGCAGACGAGGUGGACCUGGAGAAAGAGGGCGUCGCGGUGAUGUCGGCAGACACAGCAUUACAAAUAGCAGUAGCAGCGGUGGAUUCAGACAACAACGAGGUUCCAGUAGCUCAAGCAGUCGCCAUUGUGAUCGUGGUUACAGUUCCGGCCGUUCCAGUACCGGAUAUGGUGGUGCCAGAGAUGGAGGCAGCAACGGCUUCAGCCGUCGCGAUAUCUACAACGGAGCGCGAGAAAGUAGCCGUUACGGCGGUGGAUCCAGUUCUAGCUAUGGGCGCAGCGGAGGACAAGGUGGAGCCCGCUUCAGGUCUCGGUCUCCAGUUGCCAAUCAUCGUUUCUAAACACCAACCAUUCAAUUUGAAGCUGUUAAUAGAACAAUAUAAAAUGUCUGUGCGAUAUUGAUACGACCCAGCUAUCAUAUAAAAUCAUUGCUAAUAUGUACAUACAUAUAUUAAAAACAAAUAUUAAGAUUUGGUUUCUAAUCAAUAAGGAAUUCAUUCUAUUAAAACUUAUUUCUAUGCUAGGACAUCAGCUUUCGAGAACAAUAUUCGAAUAC
Messenger RNA from Drosophila hydei, 809 nucleotides. RefSeq names its product RNA-binding protein Rsf1 (gene Rsf1). Gene Ontology annotation, cellular component: nuclear speck. NCBI's taxonomy places the organism in Eukaryota, Metazoa, Arthropoda, Insecta, Diptera, Drosophilidae. Gene Ontology annotation, biological process: mRNA splicing, via spliceosome. Gene Ontology annotation, molecular function: RNA binding. The transcript has a single exon. The record is from RefSeq and is a predicted model, not a curated record. The coding region runs from base 4 to 594 and encodes 196 amino acids.